This is a messenger RNA of Penicillium egyptiacum, 1596 nucleotides long. The record is from the annotation of a GenBank genome assembly. NCBI's taxonomy places the organism in Eukaryota, Fungi, Ascomycota, Eurotiomycetes, Eurotiales, Aspergillaceae.
AUGACGCUAGCCCAAGCGAGGAUGGGUGGUUUAUAUCAGAUUUCUACUUGUUUCACCACCUCUUGGCCCCGUCAUUCCCUCGAUGUAACCCCCAACCAGAUCUGGUUGACUUGCGAAAAUCCCGAAACCCUUGUCGCCAAGUACCAUGAAUACAGUCAUGGCGAUUCAAAAGGUGAACGUCGGGUUGUGCUCGAUAGCAAGAGGCUCCCAGAAAUAUCGGAGGCUGGGAAUCUACGGGUUGUGCCCAGAGAUCUCCUUCUCGAGCGAUACCUAACCACCCUCCAAGAGCAAGCUGCCGAAGCAGCCCGCCUCGAAGAGCAUCUUGUGCUGUUGCUAUUCGGCCAUGGAACCGAGGGAUAUGGUGUCGAGGUUGCGGGAUCGAUCCUUCAUAUGGGAGACUUACGUCGAGUGCUACAAAACAGGUCCCAAGUGACCGUCUUCACCACUUCUUGCUACUCCGGCGGCUGGCUAGUGCUCCCCGACAUAAAUCAACAGCAGCUCAACGCAACAGCAAUCAAAGCAGCAGGGCCGAAAACCCAAUCCUCAUCGUGGCCCCACAGCGGAAGUGUUGGACGGGCCAGCGGCAGUUUGGCCGCCUCUGCAGUACUACGCUGCCUGAUAGAUGCCGACGAUGAAAUCGAAGAGAGGAUUGAGCACCCGACAUACAUACAGCUUGCAAAGUCUGUAUACGACUGUGUGAAGGGGAUGGGAUUGCUUGGCCAUGAGCAGCAGAUUCAUUUCUCUGUAGAAAACGAUGAAUGGGAGACAAGCUAUCAGCCCCGCCUCGGGUUGCCGCUUAUGUCAUACAAGGAAAAAUGGCAGUCCCUACGCCAGGUUCCCCCAUCUACAUCCCAAUCUUCAUCCUCAUCUUCAUCCUCGUCUUCAUCCUCAUCUGCACCCCCAUCUGUACCCCCAUCUGUACCCCCAUCUGCGUCCGCGGCACGCAGCCAGGCUAGAACUCCUGGACGGCGACUGAAACGUCUACAGUAUCUCGCCCAAGAAUACUUUGCCUCUCAACCCGGUGCUGACAAUGCUGCUCCGAACGUCGGCUUGCACUACUGCCUGAACCAGGUUCUCAAGGGAGCCAGUUACCCCAAAGAAAAGGUGCAGGAAUUGACGGAAAUUACCGCGUACAGGCUGGGAGGUAUGUAUGAGGCCGACCACUUGAGAGAACAGAUAGGGCUCGAAUUUCCGUCAAUCUUCGACACCGACCCAAAUCAGGCACUUGGCAGGAUACACGACAAUGCUUUGAUCAUGAAAACUUGGUCAAUGCUGCGCUUGUACGACAUCAACACAACUCCGAUCGGGAUUCGCCGACCUUAUGCCAAGCCGCUCCAGUACCUUACACUUGCCCUGGUCCAGACCUGUCAGUCCUGGGAAGCCAUCGAGACGCAUGUGAAGGCAAUAGCCGGCGAGAAAAAGGCCUGGUAUUGGUUCAUCUUUAGGGCAUGGCAAGGGAACCGGAUCGCUCACGAUGAGGGUGUGAGGAGGAGUCAACAUGCUUUCCUGGAGGCAUUUAAGAAGAUCGGACAAUCGAACUCUUGUUUUAGCUUUUCUCACUCUCCUUCUUCCCUUUGUCCUUAUCGAGAAUAUUAG